Messenger RNA from Paralichthys olivaceus (Japanese flounder), 903 nucleotides. It is a transcript of the gene txnl4a, whose product is annotated as thioredoxin-like 4A. Gene Ontology annotation, biological process: mRNA splicing, via spliceosome. Gene Ontology annotation, cellular component: U5 snRNP; spliceosomal complex; U4/U6 x U5 tri-snRNP complex. Lineage: Eukaryota; Metazoa; Chordata; Actinopteri; Pleuronectiformes; Paralichthyidae. The record is from RefSeq and is a predicted model, not a curated record.
ACGUACAGUGACGUACCCACGUCGCUGUCGCGCGUUAGUGACGUGGUGUAAGUGCGAUAACGUAGCACUGACGGAAAAGAUAAAAUAAAAACCAAACUGGGAUCUCACUGGUUUACUUCCUCAUAUACACGCAUCCCUUUCUGUUCUGAGCUGGGUGAUCGAUCGGAGUCAAGAUGUCGUACAUGCUCCCUCAUCUCCACAAUGGCUGGCAGGUCGACCAAGCCAUCCUGUCCGAGGAGGACCGAGUCCUCGUCAUCCGCUUCGGACACGACUGGGACCCGACGUGCAUGAAAAUGGACGAGGUUCUGUACAGCAUCGCAGAAAAGGUUAAGAAUUUUGCCGUCAUUUACCUGGUGGACAUCACAGAAGUUCCCGACUUCAACAAGAUGUACGAGUUGUACGACCCCUGCACUGUCAUGUUCUUCUUCAGGAACAAACACAUCAUGAUAGAUUUGGGCACCGGUAACAACAACAAGAUCAACUGGACAAUGGAGGACAAGCAGGAGAUGAUAGACAUUGUUGAAACCGUGUACCGAGGAGCAAGAAAAGGACGAGGUCUGGUGGUGUCUCCGAAGGAUUAUUCUACAAAAUACAGAUAUUGAUUUUUGUUUUUCACUUACUACUUUUUUAAGAUGUUUUUUUCUUCCGAUACAUUUUGUGACACAACACAGAGACAUGUUACAGAAGUCAGAGACCUUUUUGUUUUCACCAGCAAAACAAGACUCUUCUUCAUGCUCAUGGUUGUGUGACAUUGUGCCAUGUAUGUUUUUUGUGUGUGUGUAUGUAGAUAAACAUUUUAUUCAGUUUAUUCAAAUUAAGUUGUCGACUUAUUUCUGUGAAACAAGUGCUGAAGAAACCAGACCUCUAUUCGAAUGUUGUAAUAAAUAUGGACAUUUACAGAAA